AGCUUCUUGAAACUAGUGGUUUCUCCACACCAUCUUUUUGCUCUGCUCCAUCUCCGGCAGCUUCUUGAACCGGGGGACAAGACACGUUGGACUCUAGCGAGGGAAGUCCAGAUCUUCGGUUGAGAGUCAUAUGGGCUAUAUACAAUCGCACAGGCAUCAAUCCCGCAUAGGGUGAUUAGUGUAGCUUAAAAAUUUGUUGGCUGUGGACUUCUUUUUGUGGCUUGCUUUUCCUUUGAAGAAAUUGAAGGUAUGUGUUGCUUCUGCAUUUGAUUGCCUUAGUUUUGUUUGGAUUCUAGGAAAAUGGUGGAGAAUAAGGGAUAGUGAAAGCGAGUUUGUUUCUUUUAUUCUCUAUUCUUUGAAGAUAGAAACUUUAUCUGAUUUAUGUGCUCUUGAUUCAUUUUGAUUAGCUUUGUCUGGUGUCGUUCAACACCAUGUUGCCAAUAAAUCUGACUUGAUUAGUUCUUGUUCCUCUGGCUUACCGCAUCAUGAACAUCUCCAGGAAAUUGUUGCGCUUCUGUAAAUUUUUUGCUAGUGAAGACGUCAGAUGUUCUAAACUAGGGAUUUAGGCCAUUGCCCGCUACAUAGACGUGGCUUUAGUUAACAAAUUUUUUUAUUUUAAUCUUGAAAAAAAGUUUAAUAUCGGGGAAGAAGCUGUGGUUUUGUGUGUGUUGGGGGAGGUAGCAAAAGGUUUACAACUUACAACAUAGGAGCAUUCUGUGCUAUGUUUUCAUAACUAUUAUUAGUAUACAAUUAUAUAAUGUCUAUUGCACAUGUUGGAUUGUGGUGCUUUGGUAAUAUGUGGCCUUCUCUUCUGUUGUCCUUGUAAACAGAUUGAGCUCCCACCCUACAUUGAUAUUGUGAAAACAGCUCGAUUCAAGGAGCUCCAGUACAUAUCUCAUAACAAGGCUGGUUGCUGUUGCAAUGCAGAAGUUUGUUGUGGAGGUGGCAAGUGGUGCACUUUAGUAUGAUACUAAAACUCUUUCUCUAUAGUUUUUCCUUUGCUUCCCCUGUUACAUUUUUGGGGCUUACUGCAUAUGGUAUAUUUUGCUUGGCCUGAUAAGGCUGACAGUGUUUGCAAAAUUGAUAGUAUCUCAAGAUAUUUGAUGCUAGAAGUAAUAAAUAAACUAAUUUCUCAUGCUUAAGCUCCAAGUCUCUAAUAUGAAUUAUGGAAUGAAUGUGAGAUGCAUAG
Molecule: messenger RNA, 1189 nt
Organism: Rubroshorea leprosula
Lineage: Eukaryota; Viridiplantae; Streptophyta; Magnoliopsida; Malvales; Dipterocarpaceae
Source: the annotation of a GenBank genome assembly